Messenger RNA from Saccostrea echinata, 987 nucleotides. RefSeq lists its product as uncharacterized. The record is from RefSeq and is a predicted model, not a curated record. The coding region runs from base 191 to 562 and encodes 123 amino acids. NCBI's taxonomy places the organism in Eukaryota, Metazoa, Mollusca, Bivalvia, Ostreida, Ostreidae. The transcript is spliced from 2 exons.
CAUGUUAAGAAAAAGGAGCUCCUGCAUUCCCUAGCCGCGAUGUGGCGCGGACGAAUGUUGUCAUUUAUAUCAACUUAUACCCAUAGCUUCCCCGCUAAUUAGGGGGACCUCAGUAAUUAGCAGAUCUCUAACACACCAUGCAACAAACGAGGAAGACGGGAAAUUUAAAGUAUGAUUAUAAAAUACCAAUAUGAAAUUUUGCUCUGAUUUGGUAAAAGUGCUUGUUUUGGCGCUGGUGGCACUUAAAAACUCUGUAUACACGGAUGACGGAAGUUGCUCAGCAUUGGGAUCAAAAUCGAUACAUAUGAAUGAAGACAUUUUGGAGUUUAUAGAUAAUAACCAACGCUGGGGCAAAUCUCAAUCAAAGUUGAAAGAGUGUAGUAAAAACAGCUUCUACCAGAACGGUAAAGAGAUCUGGAGUCCAAGUCACAUGAAUGAUCGGCGGGGAAAAGGUUUAUCUAUUAAAAAGAAAGAACAGCGACGACUCAAAGGGUCGAAGAGAAUGAGAAAAAUAAAGAAAAAGAGGCAGCGAUGGAAGAGACACAAACAGAAAAUGAGAUGAAAAAUGAAGUCCCCUUUGUCCAUUAUAAACCGGAUUUCUAAAUUUCAAGACACGUGACUUUGUUACGGAUGAACAUGUCGUAUCUGUUGCAGUGUGCGAUGUUUCAUGAGCACAGUAUUAGGAUGAAGGAGAUCUCGACAGCCUAUUUCCUGUCAAAUGCAUAAGAUGAAGCCCCGAAGCAGUGUGAUUGAUGCUUAAGAAUCGAUUUUCUAUCCACUAUAAUUCGAUCUAUGUGAAGGCUUAUUAUACAUCAUGACAAACUUGGCUUGUUAUAACUUGAGCGUUAGAGCAUAAGAAAUUGUUAAAUGAGGUAUGCAAGGCCUCCUAGAGGACAAUUUACAAGAUGAAAAAUAAAUUCUAGAAAGGAGUUUUCAUUGGAACAUAAGAAAAUAUCUUCUCUUUUUUGCCAUUAAUGUGAUUUAUGA